Molecule: messenger RNA, 896 nt
Organism: Teleopsis dalmanni
Lineage: Eukaryota; Metazoa; Arthropoda; Insecta; Diptera; Diopsidae
Product: chorion protein S36-like
Exons: 2
Coding region: 38-841 (267 amino acids)
Source: RefSeq, a predicted model, not a curated record
CUAUAGCGUACGGUCCCACUUAGCAAAUACAAACACAAUGAAAACGUAUUAUUUGUUAGCACUUUUCGCCGUUGCAGUGCCGUAUGUGGCCGCAUCUUAUGGACCUGCACCCAAUCCCGGUUACGUCUCAAACUUACCAGGAGGUGCAAGCAAUUUGGAUGAUCUUGUACAAGCUGCCACUGGUGGAUCACAGCAAUCAGUCAGUUCAAUCACAAAACCAGCUGAAGUGCAACCCACAUUAGUUGAACAAGCUCGUCUAAAUAACGCACAAGCUCAAUUGCAUGCUUUGAAUGCCAACCCCACAUAUAAAAAUAUGCGUGACUCAGAUGCUAUUGCUGAAUCCUUGGCUACAAAUAACUUGGCUUCAAACAUCCGUCGCGGAAAUAUUAACCUUGUUGCACCAAAUAUUGUUGAUCAAGGUAUCUUCCGUUCCGUUUUGGUACCAUCUGGUCCAAAUAACCAUAAUGUAAUUGCUACCCAACCAUUGCCACCAAUUGUUGUCAACCAACCAGGUGCUCCACCACAACAAGUUAGCAGUGGUCCACCAGCUGUUGUCAAGGCUGCACCAGUCAUCUACAAAAUUAAGCCAUCUGUCAUCUAUCAACAAGAAAUUAUUAACAAAGUGCCAACUCCACUCAGCUUGAACCCAGUCUACGUUAAAGUAUACAAACCAGGCAAGAAAAUCGACACCCCUGUUGCUCCAGUUGUGCAACCAGUACAUAACUAUGCUGCUCCCAAUUAUGGUGCUGCUUCCAGUUCUGCUUCAUCAGCUAGCGAUAGCUAUGCUAACCAAGCUCAAUACGCUCCUCAAGCUCCAGCCUAUGCUCCACCAACUUACUAAUUUGAUAAUAGCUCAAAUUAUAAAAAUUGAGGGAUGUCUUUAUAAAAUGGCUUCA